AUGAAUGCGUCUAAAGUGGUUACGAAGACCUCGAAACAAAAUCAGCGUAAAAAAUUACGACGUUAUGCAGAAUUCCGAAAACAAGCCGUUAUGACGACGAACGAGAGAAUAACAUCUAAUAAUGAGGACAUCGACACAUUAGUUCCGGAAAUUUUCUACCAGCCGGAAAAAACAGGUCUAGGGGCCGAUUUCACCCUCCCUUACCAAGCUUACUUUACCUUUAUUCGUUGGGUUGUAAUCGACAAACUAUUAUUAUCGCCACUUGCGAGGAGAGAAAUUACACGCAGGCAUAGAAAUCAACCUAAGACUCGCAAGAUGACCACAGAAGAGAUUCGAAAUUAUAUUUUGCUUGAAUGGAUUUCGGAGGAUUUUCUACCGAGCGAUCUUAAACCAAGUAACCUCCGGCAUUCUUCAAUCUACACAGAUCCUCGCUUCACCUUUCAGGAAAAAUUUUUAGAAAAGAGGUGUCAAAGAUUAGUUGUUCGGGAGAUGCUUAACCAGAAGUUACUUCCUCCAAAUAGCGUAAAACCUGGCACCUUUACUCUUAAUCUCAAUACACUUUCUAGCGAUUAUCUCAAUAUAGUUUCGGAUGUAAUUCAAAAGAAUUUAUAUGAAGGGGAGUUUAACGAUAACAAAAAAUCCUUACCACCACAAAGUAUCCAGCAAAUUCUAACUUCCUCCGAAAUACCAACAAAUUUUAUGGAAUUGCUAGAGUCGGAAGUUUUCAAUCGUACCAGUUUAGAUACAGAGUAUCCUACUUUGCAGAAGAAUCCUUUAGCAUUAGUGGAAUCUCCUAUGGAGAAAUUAUUAUGGAAAAAUUUCGCUCUUUGGGGGUGUUUCGUAAUUGCACAAGAUAAAUCGCUAGAAAGAUAUAUACACGAAACAUUUUUACGGCAUCCGAGUGAUAAACUCUAUAUUGCCAAAGAAUCUACUACAACUGUUGCAAGGGGUACUAAUCUUAAGGGUUAUCAACAUAUUUUUAACCCGCAAUGCAUUGUGAAUACUUUCGGAGAAACCAUAGUGGAUCUUUUCAAUUUUUAUAAUCAAAUAGUCAUAGAGAAUGUUAGAAUGGUGGUGGAUCAAUACUAUCAACACACUCUCACUCACCCUUCACACCAAUCAAAACAAUUCGCAAAGGACUUGAUUGAACAUUUUGGUAGUUUUGCAGAUAGUAAUAACUUACCAUAUACCACUGCAAACACCGCAUCCUCCCAUUGCGAAGAACAUCAAAAAUGCGUUCGAAAUUUACUACAAGGAUUACAACCGAUUUCUGGGGCUGUUAAUAAAUAUCUUAAAACCACAUAUCCGAUUUUAUAUUCCAAGAUGGAGAAGCUUGAUCUUGGGUCGAAUUUUGGCUCUCUUUUCGCCGAUUACGACUUGGACUGGGAUAGCAAUGAGGAUGAGCCAUUACCAAAAUAUCUUCCACCAACACUAGGUUCUGGAGAUGAGGUGAAACUAAAAAAUCAUAGGCGAAUGAAUGUAGAUUUGGAACGCGCAAGAAAAGGCUUACCAGCACGGUAUAAGAAAUAA
Molecule: messenger RNA, 1530 nt
Organism: Acaulospora morrowiae
Lineage: Eukaryota; Fungi; Glomeromycota; Glomeromycetes; Diversisporales; Acaulosporaceae
Source: the annotation of a GenBank genome assembly